ACAAAAUUGCAACAAGAUGCAAACGUAAAUAAAUUGAAAGUGUGCAUGCUGAAUGCGUUUGUAGUUUAUAAAUUUAAGUAGAGUUGCACGCACUACAUUAAAAACAGCAAUAUGAGUGACCCAGAAAAUUACGAUAACAGAGCACUUAAGCGAGCUCCAAAUCCGAAACAACGUUUGCGAUACUACACUUCCUAUGAGGAAAUUACUUUGGUUAAACUAUGGCGCGAGCAUCUGCCCAAUAUUACAUCUUACAUAGAGAAUCUGAUGGUUUAUCGUGAUAUAUCUUACGCAAUGCAACAGCAACGCAUAAAACUAAAUAAACAGGAGGUGCGGCGCCGCAUUAACAGCUACCACAAUAAAUACAUCUUAGAGCGCGGUCGCAUUGAGGCUGAUCCGCAAUAUAAAUCCACUUGGCGACUAUUUAAUCUAGUUGACAGCAUGUUCCAACCGCAGAGCACUGCAGCUCUAAGCGAAAACAAAACAAUGGAAGCCGUCGAGACUAAAGUUCGUAAGGAGCUGCCUAGCUUAACCCCAUUCUCUCGACAUGAUUGCAAGAGCUAUAGUCUCGAUCAGGACCCGGAUGAUUGCGCCUUCUUGGACAGUCAACGACUACCCAAUGAAAUUAAAUCAGAGACUGUUUGGGUUAAAGCUGAAUUCAAGUCUGAAAUGGAAAUCGAUGCGCACAUACGAGCACCUUUGGCACCAGCCAAUCGCACAUUAACAUCAGCUAGCCCAACUUUGUUUCUAGAAUUUCCCAGCAUGCGCCGGCACCGUCGACAGCAACGUAGCAUCAUGCCACGCACUGGACAGAUCACCAUGGCACAAAUUGAGCGUUUGCGUGAGGAGAACGAGGUUCUGGCCAAGAGAGUUGAAGCCGAGAAGGCUAUGUUGGAGAUUAAGGAGCGUGAGAGUUUACACUAUGAGCAGCUUUUUGACUGUUGGCUGCACCAACAGGAACAGUGGUCUAUGUUCCUGGACAAACGCGGUAUUGUAUCGAAUCCCAGCUUAAGCGCAAGACAAUCUUUUUAAUAAGGAAAUAGUAUUAGUAAUAAUGAACUAAGCAGUCAUUGAAUAUUUGUGAUCUCCGCUGCGUUUUUUUAAGUUAGAAUAUUUUGAGUUCCUUCAUCAUUAUAAGCAAAGUGAAAUCCGAAGAAGUUUAAAUUUAUAUUUCUUCAUAAUAAAGCCAAAUGAAGCAAAACCAAUG
Messenger RNA from Drosophila busckii, 1204 nucleotides. RefSeq lists its product as uncharacterized. The record is from RefSeq and is a predicted model, not a curated record. The transcript is spliced from 2 exons. Bases 112 to 1029 code for a protein of 305 amino acids. NCBI's taxonomy places the organism in Eukaryota, Metazoa, Arthropoda, Insecta, Diptera, Drosophilidae.